UUGGGGAGAUGCAGAGAAAGGAUCUCGCUUCUUUGCCAUCUAAGCGUUAAAGGGGCUGAACCAGGAUCCGAGAGCGGAGGGGAGGAAGGGAGGGGCCGUGUCCUCCGCAGGAAAUACACUCAAAUCCACCACCGCCACCCGCACCGAAGGCCCUUCCUGGUUUCGUUUUCUUCGUCCAGGCGCGGCAUCGGGGCCUCCUUUGGGGAAGUCAGAACCUCGGUAGAGCUGCUUCAUAUGGCAAUCUUGGCCCAGAUACAGAAGAGGGAAGAGUUUCUUUGCUAACCUUGGAGGCGUCCUUAGAGCACGGAUCAAAGAUGGCAGAGCAGGGCUCAGCUUUCCCUGAACCAAAAAUAGACCUCGGUGCCAUUAAGAUGGAGAGCAGUGGGGAAUUCUGGGAAACCACAGUACAGAAGCUCGAGGGUGAGGAUGUGGUCAGCUCAGACAUACAGUGCCAGCAUUUCAGGCAGUUCCGGUACCAGGAGGCUGAGGGUCCCCGAGAGGUUUGCAACCAACUCCACGAUCUUUCCUGUCGGUGGCUGAAGCCGGAACGACACACGAAAAACCAAAUCCUGGACCUGGUGCUCUUGGAGCAGUUCCUGAACAUCCUGCCAGUGGAGAUGGCGAGCUGGGUGAGGGAAUGCGGAGCGGAGACCAGUUCCCAGGCGGUGGCCCUGGCAGAAGGCUUCCUCCUGAGCCAAGCGGAGGACCAGAGGCAGCAAGAGCAGCAGCAGGAACAGAAUCUGUUUGCAGAAGUGAGGCCUGAUUGCCCUGCAGCAGAGAGGGAUUCUUCAGUCACCAGUCAGAGCUCCCCACGAAUGGGGAUCAAGCAGGAGGGUGAAGGUCGUGCUGCCUUGCAGGGGGCUGGAGUGUCGCCGACAAUCAAUCCACAGCCAUCUCUUCUUCUUUUUGAUGGAGGGGAACUGGAUCAGGCUCUGGUGACUUUUGAGGAGGUUGCUGUGUGGUUCACUGAGGAGGAGUGGGCACUGCUGGAUCCUGACCAGAGAGCCCUGCACAGCCAAAUCAUGGAGGAGAACCAUGCAAUCAUGGCCUCUCUUGAAGGUGAGAGUUGGGAAGCAGAAGAUAAGAGAAAACCAUAUGGGUCAUUGAAACAAGAGAAAUGUAAAAAUAACAAACAGGAGAGAAGGAAAAAUGAAGCACUUCAGAACAGGAGGAAUAAAUUCUUUGCUUCUCAUGGCAGUAGCUACCAUGAUAUCAGCAUCCAAGGAAAAAUACAUAAAAGACAGGAAAAAGAUAGCUUUGAUGUGCACAGUGAAACUUUCAAUUCUGAAUCAAACUUUAAAGCUCAUUUUAAAAUGCACAUGCUGAAGAAACCAUAUAAAUGCCUGGAGUGUGGAAAGAGCUACAGUCAGAAGAUACAUCUCACUUGGCAUCAAAGAUUUCAUACAAGGGAAAAACCAUAUCAUUGUUGGGAGUGUGGAAAGCGUUUCAGUAAGAAGAAAUAUCUAACUAACCAUCAAAGAACUCACACAAGGGAGAAACCAUAUCAUUGUUCAGAGUGUGGAAAGAGCUUCAGUCAGAAGAUUCAUCUGACUUGGCAUCAAAGAACGCACACAGGGGAAAAACCAUAUCAUUGUUUAGAGUGUGGAAAGAGCUUCAGUAAGAAGAAGUAUCUAACUAAUCAUCAAAGGACUCACACAGGCGAGAAACCAUAUCAUUGUUUAGAGUGUGGAAAGAGCUUCAGUCAGAAGAUAACUCUUACUUCUCAUCAAAGAACUCACACAGGAGAGAAACCAUAUCAUUGUUUGGAGUGUGGAAAGAGCUUCAGCCAGAAGAGAAAUCUUACUUCUCAUCAAAGAACUCACACAGGGGAAAAACCAUAUCAUUGUUCGGAGUGCGGAAAGAGCUUUAGUCGUACAAUAAUUCUCAUUUCUCAUCAAAGAACUCACACAGGGGAGAAACCAUAUCAUUGUCUGGAAUGUGGAAAGAGCUUUACUCAGAAGGCAUAUCUCACUUCUCAUCAAAGAACUCACACAGGGGAGAAACCAUAUCAUUGUAUAGAGUGUGGAAAGAGCUUCAGUCAUAAAAGAACUCUCACAUCCCAUCAAAGAUUUCACACAGGGGAAAAACCAUAUCAUUGUUCGGAGUGUGGAAAGAGCUUCAGUCAGAAGAUACAUCUGACUUGUCAUCGAAGAACUCACACAGGGGAGAAACCACAUCAUUGUUUGGAGUGCGGAAAGAGCUUCAGUCAGAAGACACAUCUAAGUAAUCAUCAAAGAACUCACACAGGAGAGAAACCACAUCAUUGUUCAGAGUGUGGAAAGAGCUUCAGUCAUAAAAUAGCUCUCACUCAUCAUCAAAGAUUUCACACAGGGGGGAAACCAUAUCAUUGUUUGGAGUGUGGAAAGAGCUUCAGUCUGAAGAAAUAUUUAGCUGAUCAUCAAAGAACUCACACAGGAGAGAAACCAUAUCAUUGUUUUGAGUGUGGAAAGAGCUUCAGUCAGAACAAAUAUCUAACUAAUCAUCAAAGAACUCACACAGAGGAGAAACCAUAUCAUUGUCUGGAGUGUGGAAAGAGCUUCAGCCAGAAGAAAUAUCUAACUAAUCAUCGAAGAACUCACACAGGAGAGAAACCUUAUCGUUGUUUGGAGUGUGGAAAGAGCUUCAGUCAAAAGACACAUCUCAUUUCUCAUCAAAGAACUCACAUAGUGGAGAAACCAUAUGACUGGAGUGUGGAAAGGGCUUUAGUCAUAAGUCAACUCACUUCUCAUCAAAGAACUGACACAGCAGAGAAAUAAUAUAAAUGCUUUAAUUGUAAAAAAACAAAAAACAAAAAAAAACCUUUACUUAAGGGAGUAACUGUAUAAACAUUUUGAAUGUGGUAAGAGUUGAUGCUAAGCCAACCAAGAAACAGGUGCUGAAGCGAAGACAUCAAAGAAACAUCAAUUAGCAAUCUUUUGUAUUAUCUCAGUACAUAUUGAAAAAUACGAAACACUGCCGAAAAUUAUUCCCAGAAUAUGGGGCAUGAUAGAUGUUUACAUGCAUUUCAUAUUUCUUUAAUAUUUUAUCCUUGUAAGAACGUUAAGAAGAAAAUUACAUAUUCUAAAACUGAAUAAACAUGUGCAAUUAGCA
This is a messenger RNA of Elgaria multicarinata webbii, 3090 nucleotides long. Its product is annotated as oocyte zinc finger protein XlCOF6-like. The record is from RefSeq and is a predicted model, not a curated record. Gene Ontology annotation, biological process: regulation of transcription by RNA polymerase II. Lineage: Eukaryota; Metazoa; Chordata; Lepidosauria; Squamata; Anguidae. Gene Ontology annotation, molecular function: RNA polymerase II transcription regulatory region sequence-specific DNA binding; DNA-binding transcription factor activity, RNA polymerase II-specific. Gene Ontology annotation, cellular component: nucleus. The coding region runs from base 315 to 2756 and encodes 813 amino acids. The transcript is spliced from 6 exons.